CGCCUCCAAUAAAUACUGGACAAUGUUUUAAAUUGUAUUUACAUAUUAUAUGUAGCUCCUUAUACACACUAUAUAAAACCAUGAUAGCAGUCCUGGGAGGGCAGUGUUUCAUAGGACUAAUGAACAUGAAAGCUAUGGAUUAUGGGCUAGGUAUUCUGCUUGCCUUGUGUAUUAUACCACUGUGCAAUUCACAGUGUACAACAGACACCAAUGGGCAAAUUGGACACAAAUAUCGUACCCAUGGAGCUUAUGUGAGACAACAAAAAGGCUGUAUAAAGGAAGGGACUUUCUAUGAUUUGGGCCAAGAAUGGAAAACAAAUGACUGCAUGUCCUGCAAAUGUAGAAGAGACUCAAUUUCAUGCUGUACUAUGUAUUCAAAGCCAUCUGACUUCGACCAGGUACACUGCGAAGCAAUUCUUGAUCUUGACAGUUGCAAAUACAGAGUCGUGAAGAAGAAUGACAAAACACAACUUUGUCAAGUUGAUGCUUGGAUUUCCUAACAGCUACACCUUUUCGUGUGCUUUUUAACUUGUAACUGACUCUCAGAACAAUAAACAUCUUCAUAAAAUGA
Pelobates fuscus (common spadefoot toad) is the source of this 571-nucleotide messenger RNA. RefSeq names its product beta-microseminoprotein-like. NCBI's taxonomy places the organism in Eukaryota, Metazoa, Chordata, Amphibia, Anura, Pelobatidae. The coding region runs from base 81 to 500 and encodes 139 amino acids. The transcript is spliced from 4 exons. The record is from RefSeq and is a predicted model, not a curated record.